AUGUCAACAUUUGCCAACAUUUUGGCUCUGAAGUGGUGCGGGCUCGGCGUCCGUGCCUGUGCAGACGGUGUCUCAGCCAUGUCCAGCGUUGAUGCUGCGGCGCGGAACUUGGAAGAAGUUCUUCGUUUGCAUUUUGGAGGCAAUGAAGCGCUCGGCUUGCCGAGCUCAGUGCCAGUAGCUCCAGCUUUGCGGUGCACCAUCCUUUUGACGAGUUUGUUCUUCUCGGUGUUCUUGGCGGUGAUCUCCCUUCGGAUGAGCCGCGUGUUCUUGGGCCCUGACAGGGGUCAUUCGCUGGAAGCACGGUUGGCAAAGGCAACGGAAGCGCUGUCCGUGGUGCCGGUGGUUGCUAUUUUGAUGAUCGGAACUCGGCUUCGCGCGAUCCAGUUGGAGGGGGGCCUGGGUGCUCCCCCUUUGUGGGCCCAGCUGUGCAUGUAUGGUGCCACCCUCGCAUGUUUCUUCCGUUUCCUCACCGCCGUGUGCUCCUUCCGCAGCGAGUCGGAGGAGGCCUUGGCGACCGCCCAGGGCAUUCGCUCCACGGCCACGGCCAUGCUCUUCGUCUGCUGUGCAGCCAUUGCGGUGAGCACAUUGGUGAUGGAGGCCAAGAGUGGUGACAACGAACCUUUGGGUACCAUGAUGCAGUGUAUGCUGGCGCUGACCGUGGCCUACUUCACCGAGACCGGGGUCCGCGAAGUCUUCGCAAAGGUGCAGAAGCCAGAGGACCCAGCGCCGUCCUAUGGAUCCUUUUCUCCCACCUCACAGGAAGAGGAUUUGUUGGCCCUCCCAGCACGAGUCUCUUUGCAGUUCCCACCGAUGCUGUGCGUGCUUUUUGUGGCCAUCGCCCUUCGUGCUGUCCAGUUGCACUUGGAGCCCAGGUUUUGGGCUGUUUGCGCGACCUACUUGACUACCCUGGCCACCGUUUUGCAGCAACUGCGCUCAACUAUGCUCUUCAUGAAGGAGGGCAAGGGUUCGCUGCUGGGCGACGAAGCUGCUGGGCCGGCCUUUUGCCCUACUGACUCGGACCAAAAGUCGAAGAUCUUCUGGUCGGUGACCACCUGCUGCAUUUAUGCCGGCACCACCUUGAUCCUGCUCAGCGUGGCCAGCAUGGAGUCCAAGGCCUCCGCUGCAGCCUCGGCCCCAGCGCCCCUCUCGACGGCCAUGUGCUGCGUGAUGGCCCUGACAGUGGUCUACUUCCUCACUUACCUCUUGGUGAUGGCCGGUAGCCUUUUGCGUCAAUUCUUUGGCACUUGGGCGCAGUCCACAGCCACUGGAGUGCAACGCGCACUGGCGUUUGCUCCCAUGCUUUGUGUGAUGAUGAUUGGCGUGCGCCUGCGAGCCAUGCAAAUCGGAGUGCGCGAUCCGCCGUACUGGGCGCAAGUGUGCAUGGUGGUGGCGACCGGUGCUGUGAUCACGCAAGUGAGCUGCACCAUUCUCACGGAGAGCGAGUCGGGUGCCGGCAUGGUCGACAAGGAUGCUGCCACGAAGUUGAUGCUGCUUCUACUGCUGGGAUUGCGAUAUGCCGCCUCAGCUGUUCUCUUCGUCAGCGUCGCUUCGCUGAUGAUCUCCUUGGUGUCUCGGACGAGUGGUUUGGGCGUGCCUCAGGAUGACUGUGGAGGGUCGGGUCACCUCGAGUGUCACCUCUCUCUCCUGGCCACGCUGCUGGAACACGGCAAGGUGGUGGUGUCCCGUCGUUUCUCCGUGCCGCUCUCGCGACAAGUGGUGCCGGUGAAGGUGAACGGGCAAACGGUCUCGCAGAAGACCGCCUACUACGGAAGUCUUUUCGUCGGGCACCCGCGACCGCAGAAUUUCACCGUGGUCUUCGAUACAGGUUCCGGCCAUCUCUUUCUUCCGGACAAGUCCUGCGAGGAUCGCGUGUGCCCCACCCACACCCGCUAUGACCGUCAGCAGUCGGCCUCUGCGGUGGAGAUCAAUGGCGAUGGGAGCCCCACCAAGCAGGAGCAUGAUCUGGUCUCUAUCUCCUAUGGCAUCGGGGAAGUGGUGGGCGACUUCGUCCGGGACGUGGUUUGCAUUGGUGAGGUCAGUGAGCCUCAUUGUGCUUCAGCCCGCGUGGUUCUGGCGCAGCGGAUGACGCCAGAGCCCUUUCAGCAGUUCGACUUCGACGGCGUCUUGGGGCUGGGCCUCCAGGGCUUGGCCUUGAACCCGGAGUUCCACUUCUUCAGUCAGCUGGCCAGCAGCAUCGAACCCAGCUUCGGCGUCUUUCUGGCGCGUCCAGGGUCGUCGGGCAGUUCGGUGACCUUCGGCGGUCAUGAUGCGCAGCGGAUGCAGAGGCCCUUGGCGUGGGUCCCGGUCUCCUUGAAGGAGCAGGGCUACUGGGCCGUUCGCGUAACAGCCGUGCGUGCGGGAGGGAAGAUGCUGCCCCUAUGCGAGGAUGGCACCUGCCAUGCCAUUGUGGACACUGGGACCUCGCUCUUGGGUGUCCCUCGGCAGGCGAUGGCCUCGCUCUUGGCCGCGACGGCGCAGAAGGUGGAGGCCAUGGAGGAUUGUGGCUCCUUGGUGGGUCCCGCCUUGACCUUUGAGCUGGAGAGCGGUGCCAGCGUCACCCUGGAGUCGCAGGACUACUGGAGACCAGCACCGCCAGGGGGCCCGAGCAUCCAGGAGGCCAAGAAGGAGCCCCAGGCGCAGGAGUCCGAGAAGGUGGAGACCGCCGAGGGCUCCGAGGAGAUCUCCAUGGGCGUGGUGGACGGCAUCCCCCGCAGCAGCGGCGAAGCCACCUACCGCGCCGAGGUGAACGUGCCCCGCGAGAACGGAGGUGCUGGACCCUUGGGGAAGCGAGGUCUCACAGCGGUCCGUGGGCCGAACCGGAUCGAUCGACAGAAAGCGCAGGAAGACGUGAGGACUUUAGUGGAUCCUCGGCCGUAG
Durusdinium trenchii is the source of this 2877-nucleotide messenger RNA. NCBI's taxonomy places the organism in Eukaryota, Dinophyceae, Suessiales, Symbiodiniaceae. The record is from the annotation of a GenBank genome assembly.